AUGGCCCCCGGCGGUCUGCCGUGGGAAAUUCCCGGUACGUUGGGCAAGCAGGUUAGCGGCAGCGGUGGCAGGUUUCUCGCACCAGUGGCGCCGCUGCCAUCGGCCCGUGGCAGCCCAAAUUGGGCCGAGUUUGGAACGCAAAAUUCCGAAUGUCGGUCAGAGACGCUUUGGAGCUACACGAAGUCGUCGUUAGACAUAGGAAACAUGAAUUCCUUCUCCUGCCCUUAUCCUGCCCUGGUGCUGGUGGGUUCAGCAUGUUUAUCAUAUGGUAUGCGG
Molecule: messenger RNA, 276 nt
Organism: Iphiclides podalirius (scarce swallowtail)
Lineage: Eukaryota; Metazoa; Arthropoda; Insecta; Lepidoptera; Papilionidae
Source: the annotation of a GenBank genome assembly